CCCAGCCCGGUGAGCGCGGCCGGCCCGGGGCACGGCGGGGUUCGGAACCGCUUUUAUGGCAUUUCAGUUUGUUGCUGUCGCUGUGACUCGGCAGGUCCAGGUGGGGACGGAUCCCUUUUCCCAGCCACUCGUGCAGGGACGGCGGCCACCGAUCCCCGGUGUCCGGGAGCUGCGGGGGACAGGUCAAGGUGUGCUCCUGCCUCUGGCUCCAGUGCCCGGGACCGUGCGGGGAAAAACAGGCCAUGGAGAGGCUGGAGGAGGAGCUGAGCUGUGCUGUGACAUCUCGGUGGAGCCGCGGGACGUGCAGGGCUCACCCCCAGCAGCCGCUGAACAUUUCCUGCUGCAGGACCUGUGGCUGGGGAGCCUCAGCAUCGAUGGACUCCAGAGCUCCUCCAGGAGAGCCAGGGAGGCUGAGGGACAGCUCCUGCAGGAGCUGAUGGAUCGCUCCAAGGUGUUUGUGUGCUCCCACAGGCUGCAGCAGCACACGCGGUGCCAGAGUGCCCUGCAGAGCGCCAGGGAAGCCAUGCUGUGCUGGUUUAAGGAGCUUGGUGAUGCCUUGGAGAAGGAAAAAGCAGCUCUGCUGUGUGCUGGAUGAGCAGGGCAGCUGCAUCUCAGAGAAAUGAGAUUCCACCAUUUCCUUAUGGAGGAGGUGGAAGAAGUGAAGUUAGAAGAGUUAAAGGAGCUGCAUUCAGCUGUUCAGGAGGAGUCCCUGCUGCUUUUCCUGGAGAAGCUGGACAGGCUGCAGCUGCAGCUCCACACUCUCAGAAUGAAGCAACUCCCAGAGCCUGAGCCUGUGGAGACCCAUCUGAGGAUGGAGAAUGUGCUGCAGGACACGUGGGGUAAAACUGAACUCGGGCAGCUCCACGGGAUUCCCACCCCAAAGCUCCACCUGGCUCACAAAAACCAACGCUCCGGAAAGCAAACGGCGCCGUCUGCACCCUGGGCUGCUCUUACUGAACCAAACUUUUCAUUCUUCUGCUGAUCCUGAUCUCACUUGUGUGGUAAUGGCACGAGGAAAUCUCACCUGGCACCAUCCUGGCUCCUCUGGAGUGUCUCUGGGAAUUCCUGCUGCAGAUUUAUCAGGAUUCCUGCCUCUGCCUGCAGGACAGAGUGCGAGAGCUGUGCCUCACUUCUGCCCGAGCUCUGGAGUCGUGCAGAACAAUUCUUCCUGCUUCAAUUAAACUGAAAUCCUAGUGCAGCAAUCCAGCAUUAUCUUCAAUUUCUACUUAAAAGCUGUUAAAGCUCUACACUUGUUCUGUUUCUCUAUCCUUCCUUUCCUGUUUUGCAUGGAUUUCCCUUGAACUAAAGUUUUGAUCCAAUUAAGGUGAGGAGAGUUUUGCCUCAAUCCACAACUUGGGAAUUUGGUCCUUAACAUCCUCCUGGAAUUCUUUGCCAAAGAUCAGGUGCAUUGCUGAGCUUCUCCUGUCACUCUUGGCAGUUUUACAUUAUAGUAAAAAUCCCUUAAAUUGC
This is a messenger RNA of Cyanistes caeruleus (blue tit), 1470 nucleotides long. The record is from RefSeq and is a predicted model, not a curated record. NCBI's taxonomy places the organism in Eukaryota, Metazoa, Chordata, Aves, Passeriformes, Paridae.